This is a messenger RNA of Salvia miltiorrhiza (redroot sage), 4044 nucleotides long. RefSeq lists its product as uncharacterized. The transcript has a single exon. Gene Ontology annotation, molecular function: RNA-DNA hybrid ribonuclease activity; nucleic acid binding. The record is from RefSeq and is a predicted model, not a curated record. The coding region runs from base 1 to 4044 and encodes 1347 amino acids. Lineage: Eukaryota; Viridiplantae; Streptophyta; Magnoliopsida; Lamiales; Lamiaceae.
AUGGGCAUUUAUGAACCUAAGAAUGAUUUUUCCAAAAUUCCAGUUGCUUACUGGAAUUCCAUCGGUCUGUUUCCGACUUUUCAAAACUUUCGGCAAGGACGGAGCCCGAAUAUCUGGGUCUGCGCGGCGCCGCAUGUUACUGUCUCUUUGGCUUUCUCUUCUAGCCAAACUAUUAUUGUGGAUUGCUCUUGGAAUAACAUUUCAUUCCGGGCUGCUUUUAUUCAUGGAGAUAAUUCGCAUACUGAACGUCGACUUCUGUGGAUUGAUUUGUUGAAUCACGUUGUGGAAAAAACGGUUUUUAUCGGUGACUUUAAUGCCGUUAAAGGGGCCCAUGAAAGAAAGAGCACUUGUCUGCCAAACGGCACUUCAUGUAGGGAGUUUGGUGAUUUUAUUGCGGCUUCGGGGCUGAUUGAAUCUAACACUACGGGGCUCUUUUUUACGUGGUGUGGAAGACGUAAUUUGCCAUCACAUGUUGAAUCGGUUCUGGACCGUGGCUUUUUCUCCUCAGAUUUCGCAAAUUUGUGGGACUCUCUUAAUACUCAUGUUCUGCCGAGGUUUUCUUCUGAUCAUUCGCCUCUUAUUUUACAAUGUAUGGAGAGGGCUGCGGUUAAACGUAGGCCCUUUAAAUUUCUUAAUAUGUGGUUGGUGCAUCAAGAUUUUCGGGAGUUUGUGAAAACUUCUUGGCAUGCGGAUUUAAGCAUUACUUGCCCUAUCCUGAAGAUUAUGGUAAAACUGAAAAGGCUGAGAUCGAGUCUUAAAGGUUGGAAUAAAGAGGUUUUUGGCCUUGUGGAUGUGGAGAUUAAUCAGCUUCAGAUGGAUUUGGAAAGGACUCAGAAACGUAUCUCAGUUGAAGGCUACUCGGACACUCUCUUUGAUGAAGAAGUAGAGCUUCAAGCUCGUUUGAGCACGAGGCUGCUGCGCAAAGAUCUGUUACUGAAACAGAAAAGUAGGAUACGGUGGUUAAAUGACGGAGAUAGAAACACAAGUUUCUUCCAUAACUCGAUCAAAGCUCGGAAAAAGCAGCCUUAUAUUCCGCAGUUAAAUAUUGAUGGGACGGACUCUUUUGAUCAAGAGGAGAUUGCUGCGAAUAUCGUUCGUUAUUUUUCCAAUUUAUUUGCUGAUUCGACUGUUAAUGCUGUCACGCCUGAAGAUGUGAGGAAUUUGGUGAAUAGUUCUGUUUCUCAGGUGCAAAAUACACAUCUCACUAGCAUCCCGAUGGAUGAGGAAAUUAAGGCAGCGGUCUUCGACUUAGGAGGUGAUAGUGCAGCCGGGCCUGAUGGCUUCACUGGAGUAUUCUUUCAACAUUGCUGGGAGAUCAUCAAAGCGGAUAUUUGUUUGGCUAUUAGAACGUUCUUCAACAGGAACUAUCUACCUCAUGGACUCAACUCCAACACGUUGAUUCUUAUACCUAAAAAGGAGGUGGUCGAAACUGUGAUGGACUUACGACCUAUUGUCCUAUCCAACUUCUUUUUUAAAAUCAUCUCUAAGAUUCUGGCGACUAGACUCAGUUCUGUGGCGGCCGAGUGUGUUUCACCGAAUCAAUUUGGGUUUAUCCGUGGCCGCUUGAUUCACGACUGCAUUAUGCUCGGCUCGGAAGGCAUUAAUUGCAUGAAUCGUUCGUGCAAAGGCAGGAAUAUGGCUUGCAAAGUGGACAUUAAAAAGGCCUUUGAUACGCUGAGCUGGUGUUUUAUUCUGUCUGCUAUGGAGGGGAUGGGUUUUGAUCAGCGUUUUCUGGACUGGCUUUCUACUAUCUUUGGUUCUGCCCGCCUCUCUAUCUUGUACAACGGACAGCUCUUCGGUUAUUUCGCUUGCUCUCGUGGGGUGAGACAGGGUGACCCGCUUUCGCCUAUCAUUUUCGGCAUCGCUGAAGAUGUUCUUAGAUGUAUGUUUAUAAAGGCGGUAGAAGAUAGUUGUCUGACGCCGAUGAAAAUGAGUCGUGCCAGCCUUUUCCCUACUCAUUUGUUGUACGCUGAUGACAUUCUCUUGUUUUGCAAGGCUACUACUAAGAAUGCCCGGACUAUUCGCAGCAUUUUACAGCGGUAUGGGGAGCUUUCGGGACAAAUAUGCAACCAGGAAAAAUCGCAUAUUUAUUACGCCAAAGGAGUUCCCUUAAGUUAUCAAAGACAGAUUGGCAGGAUUCUUCAUUUCCGGGUGGGACGGCUGCCUAUGAUUUAUCUGGGAGCCCCUCUGUUUGUUGGAAGACCUAAGGCUAUUCAUCUUGCUGCCAUAAAGGAUAGGAUUAUUAACAAAUUCUCUCGCUGGAAAGGCUCUCAACUCUCCAUUGCGGGGCGAAUCUGCCUCGUACGUUCGGUCAUUCAGAGCUCUCUCGUGCAUACGAUGAUGCUCUAUAAAUGGCCUAGAUCUCUUAUCAAGGAGUUGGAUAGGUCCUGCAGAAAUUUCAUUUGGAUGGGAAAUAUUAACAAAAAACCGUCUUGUGCAGUUAGUUGGGAACGUGUUUGUGCGAUUAAGGAGGAAGGAGGUCUUGGGAUUCGCUCGUUUCAUAUGAUGAAUGAGUCCUUUCUUAUGAAACUUGCCUGGAAGGUGAUUGUGGGAUGCCAAUUUGGGUUUGAUGCAAUGAGAAACCGCUACCUGAAUGACGUGGGCAGGCCACGGUCGGACUUCUUAACUUCUUCGAUUUGGGUUGGAAUUAGACGUCUCAUACAUGACCUCAUCGAAGACUCCUACUGUCUUCUUGGAAAAGGCCUUUCGGUGUACUUCUGGCAUGACGACUGGCUCGGUUACACUAUUGCGGAUAAGAUUAAUUUGCCAAGUUUUAUGCGGUCAAGAUUAAAUAAAACGGUGGCAAACUAUUUCUAUGACGGAGUUUGGCACUUCUCGCAAGAGUUUAUUGAAGAAUUCCCUUACAUUGUUUGUGAUAUUUUACUGUUGCCGAUCGGUGAGGAUGAGGAUGUCAGAUUAUGGAAGCCGUCUGUGCACGGGGACGUUACUUCUGCCCUUGCUUUUGUUUAUAAAUGUCACCGUUUCCCCAGUGUUUCUUGGGGUCGUUGGCUGUGGGAAGAUUACAUCCCUGUUCGUCGGUCCAUCACUUGUUGGAGAGUUAUUCUAAACCGGCUGCCAACGCGGGAUAAACUCAUUCGACAAGGUCUGGUUUCACCCAAUUAUUGCUCCCUUUGUUUUCACGAAGCAGAAGAUCUGAAUCAUGUUUUUUGGGAGUGCGACAAAGUUCAACCUGUAUGGACAGAGUUUUUGAGUUGGUUCAAUCAGUUGGAGGGGAGACAUUGUGUUGACAUUCAUAGCUUUCUCAUCUUUACUUGGUCAAUAAAAUGGAGCUCGCAAAUUAGCGUUCUCUGGAAACUUGGAGUUAUUUCAAUGAUCUGGGCGAUUUGGAAUGCGCGUAAUAAAAGUCACUUUGAUGGUGUUGAUUUUCAAAGCCGUGCUAUCCUUAGCUUUAUCAAGUCGACGUUCUUGGAGGUUGAUUCUUCUUUCUCCAAGCUGGGUUGUAUUGAUAACACUUGGGCUGAUUACUUAAUUAUUCGAAAGUUGGGUGUUAAAGUACAUCAACGUCCGCCGCCGGAGCUCACUUCGGUUUAUUGGUCGCCGCCUGCGUUUGCUUGGAUUAAAGCAAAUACGGACGGUUCGGCGGUUGGGACGCCAGGUCGUAUUUGUGCAGGGGGAGUUUUCAGAGAUUGGCGAGGAUUUGUGAGGGGAUGUUUCCAUGUGGAAGGUGGUACGGGGUAUGCUUUUGAGGCGGAACUUUUAGGAAUUAUUACAGCUAUUGAUUUUGCUCAUCAUUGCGGCUGGUACAAGAUUUGGUUUGAAUCAGACUCUGCCUACGUGGUUAAAAUUAUGUCUACUAAAUCAAGCAAAGUUCCUUGGCGAUUCCAAUCUAUGUGGAGACGAGUCCUUUCGUUGCUUGAUCAUAUGGAUUUUAGAAUAACUCAUAUUUAUAGAGAAGGGAAUGUUCCUGCUGACAUUAUGGCCAGUCCUCAUACUCCUGAGGGACGUUGGACUCACAAUAUUCAGCUUAUUCAUGAUGCCGUCAUUCGGGAUUUGUCUGUGCAUAGCUAUGUACGUCAAAGAUAA